UUUUUUAAUUUUGGUUAUAAGCAGAUAAGGUUUUGUUGGUCUGACGCUCUGAGCUCAAUUUCUUCUUCUUCUUCUUCUUUUCAGGAUAGCCAUGGCCGAAGCUUCCAGAGUCCUCCACAAUACCCUCAUCCCCUGUUUCUCUCACUACCCUUCACGGCGCAAACAUCUUCCUUCCGCCCUUCAUCAAUCUCAUACGGUAUAUCGGAGAGACCACCCUGUUCGCUGCUCAAUCUCUAGCACGAGUGAAUCCGCCAGAAUCCAGAAGAUACCGUGGGGCUGCGACAGCGACUCGUCGGAGAACGCGUCCGCCCUGCAGAAAUGGCUGGCGGAGUCGGGUCUUCCUCCCCAGAAGAUGGCCAUAGACAGAGUCCAAGUUGGAGAGAGAGGCCUCGUUGCUCUCAAGAACAUUCGGAAGCGGGAAAAAUUGCUCUUUGUGCCUCCGUCACUGUUCAUCACUGCAGACUCCAAGUGGAGCUGUCCAGAGGCUGGUGAAGUCCUGAAACAGAUAUCUGUACCUGACUGGCCAUUGCUUGCAACUUACCUAAUAAGUGAAGCAAGUCUCAUGAAAUCUUCUAGAUGGAGCAAUUAUAUCUCAGCUUUACCUCAACAGCCCUAUUCCCUCUUGUAUUGGACGCGUUCAGAAUUGGACAGAUAUCUAGAAGCCUCACAGAUUAGAGAGCGGGCAAUUGAAAGGAUUACUGAUGUUGCUGGAACAUACAAUGAUUUAAGGGUUAGGAUAUUUUCCAAGCAUCCUCAUUUAUUCCCUGAAGAGGUAUUUAAUAUUGAGACUUUCAAAUGGUCAUUUGGCAUUCUUUUCUCACGCUUGGUUCGGUUACCAUCAAUGGAUGGUAGAGUUGCUUUGGUUCCCUGGGCAGAUAUGCUGAAUCAUAGUUGUGAGGUGGAAACUUUUUUAGAUUAUGAUAAAUCAUCCCAAGGCGUCGUUUUUACAACUGAUCGACCAUACCAGCCAGGUGAGCAGGUUUUUAUAUCGUAUGGCAAGAAAUCUAAUGGAGAAUUAUUGCUAUCAUAUGGAUUUGUUCCAAGGGAAGGCACAAACCCUAGUGAUUCAGUUGAGUUGGCAUUGUCAAUUAAAAAGUCUGAUAAAUGUUAUAAGGAGAAGAUGGAAUCUCUGAGAAAGCAUGGAUUGUCAAUCAGUGUUCAAUGCUUUCCUUUACGAAUCACUGGUUGGCCAUCUGAGUUAAUAGCAUAUGCUUAUUUGGCUGUUAGCCCACCAAGUAUGAACAGACAGUUUGAAGAGAUUGCUGCUGCAGCAUCAAAUAAAGCAACAUCCAAGAAGGAUGUAAGAUAUCCUGAAUUAGAGGAAAAAGCACUGCAAUUCAUAUUGGACAACUGUGAAUCAAGCAUUUCAAAGUACACCAAAUUCCUGCAGGAAAGUGGGUCAAUGGACUUGGAUGUGACAUCUCCAAAGCAACUCAACAGAAAAUUAUUUUUGAAACAGCUGGCAGUAGACUUGUGUACUAGUGAGCGGAGGAUACUAUUUCGUACUCAAUAUAUAUUAAGGAGGAGAUUAAGGGAUAUAAGGAGUGGUGAAUUGAGAGCUCUCAGAAUAUUUGACCGUUUCACAAAUCUUUUUAAAUGAGUAGCUUAGAAAUUGAUCUAUACUAUGCUUUUUAGAUGAAUGCAUCUCCAGAUGGUUUUAUUGAGCAAGUUCUGCUUGAGAAAUCAUAUUAAUGAUUUAGAAGUUGUAAUAUCCGUGGAUUAUAAAUGUAUCCCAUUGACAAGUUCUUACAACUGGGUCCUCGCCAUUGUGCACUGCAUUUGAACAA
Molecule: messenger RNA, 1787 nt
Organism: Malania oleifera
Lineage: Eukaryota; Viridiplantae; Streptophyta; Magnoliopsida; Santalales; Ximeniaceae
Product: ribulose-1,5 bisphosphate carboxylase/oxygenase large subunit N-methyltransferase, chloroplastic
Exons: 12
Coding region: 92-1600 (502 amino acids)
Biological process (GO): peptidyl-lysine monomethylation
Cellular component (GO): chloroplast
Molecular function (GO): protein binding; protein-lysine N-methyltransferase activity; [ribulose-bisphosphate carboxylase]-lysine N-methyltransferase activity
Source: RefSeq, a predicted model, not a curated record